Molecule: messenger RNA, 624 nt
Organism: Anopheles moucheti
Lineage: Eukaryota; Metazoa; Arthropoda; Insecta; Diptera; Culicidae
Product: C-type lectin 37Db-like
Exons: 2
Coding region: 104-598 (164 amino acids)
Biological process (GO): biological process involved in interspecies interaction between organisms
Cellular component (GO): external side of plasma membrane
Molecular function (GO): carbohydrate binding
Source: RefSeq, a predicted model, not a curated record
CCAUCCAUGUUGCACCCCGUAUUCGACCGUUUCCUUGCAGACACGUAUAUAAGGCGUCGUAUCACGCUGAAAGCAGCAGUUGGUUCGAAACCAUAGCAAAGAAAUGACGAAGCGACAAGUAGUGUUCCUGUUACUGCUGUUGACGGUGCUAGAGCUGUACAAGCUGGCUCAGGCUAGCGACACUAGCCUUGAUCGCAGUGAGAAAAAGUACUUAUUCAGCGAUACAAUCAAGCUCAAUUGGUACAAGGCAACAGAAUUCUGUCGAUCACGUGGAAUGUUUCUGAUGUCGAUAAGGAACACCGCAGAACGGGAAGCUGUGAUCAACUUUCUUGAGAGUACGGGUUAUCCUAAAACGCACGAUAAAUUUAUGCUGUGGAUGUCUGCAAACGAUCUAGGUGAGGAGGGCGAAUUCCACUGGGCAUCGACCGGGGAGCGUGUAAACUAUUCGAACUGGAGCGACAAGGAACCGAACGACUAUAAAUCCGGAGAAGACUGCGUCGUCUUGGCUUACUGGAAGAAGGGAGGUUCAAAACAUCACUACAAAUUCAACGAUACUCCCUGUACGCGCGAUUAUCAAUUCAUCUGUGAAACACUGUAGGUAUGAGGGUGCAACAUGUGUUGGUA